CUGCUGCUUGUCUGGUCUGUCUCAUAGACUCUUACAAAUAAAAAGAAAGAAAAAGGAAAAUCCAAUUUUAAUUUUCAAAUUGCAAUUACAAUCCAAUUGUAAUGGGCACCCAAAAUCAAACAACAAUUAUGUGGUGGCUUCUUUGUGGUUUCUUAAGUCUUUGGUCAGAGUUUCACAGAAGGAAUAAGACUCCCACCAUUAAACCUAAUCCCUUUUGCGUUCUCAUUCUUUCUUUCUUCUCCCAUCAAGCUUCCUCUUUCUUCUUCCACAUCUCUCUUUCUCUUUCUCGCUACUUUUUUUGCUUUGCUUCGUGUAUCCGCGAUUCCCAAGGUUUCACUGAUCGGAUCCGAUGAAGGAGAUUAAGAAUGAUUUCGUCUCUUCCGCGUUUGACGAUCCCAGGAUCAGGUUCAAGCAUCAAACCCUUAUGGAAGAAUAUCAGGAGUUGCGAAAGGAAACAGAGUUUAAGAUGAGGAAGUUGGAGAUGAUGAAACAAAAACGAUUGACCCUCGAGGCAGAAGUUAGGUUCUUGAGACGUAGAUAUAAACACUUGAAGCAAGACCAAACUGUUGAAACCUGUCCCAAGGUAUUGAGCUUGUCAGAAUCUGGGGAUGUAGAGGCACCAAGUAAACCGAGUCGCAAAAGAAAGAAGCAAUCUGGCUCAGCAUAUGUGCCAGGUUUUGAUUUGAAGCAGAAGGAUACACUUUGCAAUAAGAAGGAAGCAUUGGCUAAUAACGCAAGUUGUGACUUGGAAAAGAAUCCGAAAAGGAGCAGAGGAAACGAGGUUCUGACAAACACCAUUCCACUUCCUGAUCUUAACGGAGAUGAAAACACUUUUGUCAGUGACAAAGUCUCAGGCUUUGACUUAAACCAGAUCUCGAGAGAAGAAGAGGAGCCAGAAGCGAAUGGUGAACAUAUGGUCGCGGAAGCAACGAAGAACGCAAUGGUUGGUGAUCUACAUGGCGAAUUAAAGUUACCGAUUUGCAGAGACUUGGAGAAAGAGUUAAACAGAGCAGUGAAGAGGAAGGUUUCAUGGCAAGAUCCGGUGGCUUUAAGUGUUUGAGGUUGUUCAGUAAGAAUGUGAAGUAGGAUUGAGAUAAUGAUUUUAGCCCAAUUUGCACAUAUGCAUUUAAGGGAUUGAUAUAUAUUAGAUACAACAUGUAUAGAAUUAAGAUUUGAUGAAUUUAGAAAGUCAUAACUUUCAUAUGUCCAACAUAUGACAACAAUUGUCUUAGUGACAACAUUAUCAUUUAAAUCCAAUUUGGUGAUUACA
Molecule: messenger RNA, 1270 nt
Organism: Eutrema salsugineum
Lineage: Eukaryota; Viridiplantae; Streptophyta; Magnoliopsida; Brassicales; Brassicaceae
Exons: 4
Coding region: 350-1060 (236 amino acids)
Source: RefSeq, a predicted model, not a curated record